CACGGGCUGUGCGGGCGGGGGGGGGGGGACAGGGGGCCGUGGGCAGCUCCCGGGCCGCGCCGCUGCUCGCCGGAGCGCCGAGGGGGCCCCGCGGCAUGGGGGAGGCAGACGACGAGGAGGUGCAGGCCGUGGAGAGGCCCGUGGAGGUGCCAGCCGAUGAGGAUGGCGAGAAGGCGGAGGAGAAGCCGGCGAAGAAGCGGCGGAGCCGGUGGGGGCAGGAGCCCGAGCCGGCGCCGAUGCCCGACGUCCUCGCGCUGGCGCCGCUGCCCUCGGGGGUCAACCCCGUCACCGGCAUGGUGGGCGUCACGCAGCUGCCUGCGCCGGGGGAGAGCUCGGCCUCGGCGCCGGGGUACGCCCCGGCAGGCGGCGCCAGCAUGGACCUCUCGGCCGCCGCGCAGGCCGCGCGCGAGGCGCUGGAGAAGGCGAAGAGGGCAGCCAUGUUCCAGCGGCAGAUCCAGGAGCAGAUGAACAAGCUGAAGAGCCAGGGCCUGGCUGCGGGUUUCCUGCCCGGGGAGGGCCCCAAGGCUCGGAAGCUGAUCCUGGACGAGUUCGGCCGCGAGCUGGACGACGACGGCAACGUGGUGCCGAUGAAGCCGCAGGUGGUCAGCACGCUGAAGGUGAACAUCAAUCGCGAGAAGGAGGCGCGCCUCCAGAAGAUCCUGGGGCUCAAGAAGGAGGGCGGGAGCGAGAAGGACUUCUUCGAUCCGACGCUGAAGGUGCAGCAGCGCUUUGAGCGGCAAAAGCGGAAGACCUUCAGGUUCAUUGAUGAAGGUGCGCUCGUCCAGAAGGAGCAGCGCCUUGUGAAGAAGAUGCAGGAGAAGGUAUUAGGCGUGGACAAGAAGGAGGACAAGAAGAAGAAGGAAGAGAAAAAAGAGGAGAAGAAGAAAGAGGAGGCUGAGCCUGAGCCUGUCAUAAAGAAGAUCGAGCCAAAGGUCAUGAGGCGCGAGCCUAUCCCAGACGUGGAGUGGUGGGAUAUGCCUUUCUUGAAGGAGGACAUGAACGGCCAGAAGAGAGCGUACACUGAGGUGAAUGUCGAGAAGAUUACGCCUUACGUGGAGCAUCCGAUUCCCAUCAAGAUCACCACCGAGAAAGAGGCGCCAGAGGCUGUGAUGAUGCACCUGACGCCCAAGGAACGCAAGAAGCUGCGGCGGCUGAAACGGCAAGAGCGCACACAGGAGAUCCGCGAUAAGAUCAAGAUGGGCAUCUUGCAGCCGCCGCCUCCAAAGGUCAAGAUGAGUAACUUGAUGCGAGUCCUCGGCGACGAGGCCAUUGCGGACCCGUCCACCAUCGAGAGGAAGGUCCGACAGCAGGUCGAGCAGCGUCGCAGGGAACACGAGCAGCGCAACGAGGCCCGGAAGCUGCCGGCCGAGGAGCGGAAGGCGAAGAAAAAACAGAAGUGGAUGGCCGAGACGGAGCCGACUACGCAGGUGCUGGUGUUCAAGAUCAAGGAUCUCGCGAACAAGAGGCACCUGUUCAAGAUAGACAUGAACGCUCAGCAGUUCCACCUCACUGGCUGCUGCGUCGCGUGCCCAGGCGUGGCCAACAUUGUAAUUGCCGAGGGCGGACCUAGGGCCAUCAAGCGUUACAAAAAGCUAAUGGUCAGGCGCAUCAAGUGGACAGAGGAUCAAAAGGAUGACGACGAUGACGAGGACGAGGAUGACGAGGAGGUCACCGCGCCCAAGCUGCAGGACCACUGUGUGUUGAUCUGGGAAGGCGUGGUGAAGCAGCGAAACUUUAAAAAUUGGAAGGUCAGCCACACGAGGUCGGAGCAGGAGGCCAGGAAGACCUUGGCUGACAGGGGCGCGGAACACUACUGGGAGAUGCUCGCGCGCCACCGCGACCCGCGCAUGGACAUCUGAGGCGUGCGGCACAAGCCUGGUUCGAGUGCGGCGUACACUGGGAGGGUGCAGAACAGCAGGAUGGGG
This is a messenger RNA of Prorocentrum cordatum, 1925 nucleotides long. The record is from the annotation of a GenBank genome assembly. Lineage: Eukaryota; Dinophyceae; Prorocentrales; Prorocentraceae.